ACUGAAGAAGAAGAAUUUCCCUCCAAAAUAGUUGGGUUUAUUUUGCCAAAAGCGAGCUUUGAAUUUGUUUACCAACCGAAUGAGAGAACCAGCUCGAUGAGCACCAUUCUAGACAACUUCCAACGCGCCGAGAAAAUCGGCGAGGGCACCUACGGAAUAGUUUACAAGGCGCGGAGCAACGCCACCGGCCAGGAUGUGGCGCUCAAAAAGAUCCGGCUGGAAGGUGAAACGGAGGGCGUUCCCUCGACGGCCAUUCGAGAGAUCUCCCUGCUGAAGAACCUGAAGCACAAGAAUGUGGUCCAACUAUUCGACGUGGUCAUCUCCGGCAACAAUCUUUACAUGAUAUUCGAGUACCUGAACAUGGACCUUAAGAAGCUGAUGGACAAGAAGAAGGAUGUUUUCACACCACAGUUGAUAAAGAGCUAUAUGCAACAGAUCUUAGAUGCUCUCGGCUUUUGCCACACCAAUCGUAUACUGCAUCGCGAUCUCAAGCCCCAAAACCUACUCGUAGAUACUGCUGGCAAAAUAAAGUUGGCUGACUUUGGUCUGGCCAGGGCUUUCAAUGUGCCCAUGAGGGCCUACACCCACGAAGUUGUCACCCUUUGGUACCGAGCUCCGGAGAUUCUGCUGGGCACCAAGUUCUACUCCACGGGCGUGGACAUCUGGAGUCUGGGCUGUAUUUUCUCGGAGAUGAUAAUGCGCCGCUCCUUGUUUCCCGGAGACAGCGAGAUCGACCAACUUUAUAGGAUAUUCCGCACGUUAAGCACCCCCGAUGAAACCAAAUGGCCAGGGGUUACGCAGCUACCGGACUUUAAGGCCAAGUUCCCCAAGUGGGAGGCCACCAAUAUGCCCCAGAGCAUAACCGAACACGAGGCCCAUGAACUCAUAAUGUCCAUGCUGUGCUAUGAUCCCAACCUGCGCAUCUCUGCCAAGGACGCCCUGCAGCACGCCUACUUCCUCAACGUGCAGCAUGUUGACCAUGUGGCCCUGCCCGUGGACCCCAAUGCCGGCAGUGCCUCGCGCCUAACGAGGCUCGUCUGAGCGUGAUCCAUAGUCCCAGGUCUAGCAAAUUACUUGUGAUCUUUAGUAUACUGCCAGCUCCAUUUCAUGCAUUUCCCACCCUCAAUUGCAUCUAACACACACGAUAAAUACACGAUCAUCCAUCCA
Molecule: messenger RNA, 1167 nt
Organism: Drosophila elegans
Lineage: Eukaryota; Metazoa; Arthropoda; Insecta; Diptera; Drosophilidae
Gene: Cdk2
Product: cyclin-dependent kinase 2
Exons: 7
Coding region: 97-1041 (314 amino acids)
Biological process (GO): protein phosphorylation; regulation of gene expression; regulation of G2/M transition of mitotic cell cycle
Cellular component (GO): nucleus; cytoplasm; cyclin-dependent protein kinase holoenzyme complex
Molecular function (GO): cyclin-dependent protein serine/threonine kinase activity; cyclin binding; ATP binding
Source: RefSeq, a predicted model, not a curated record